Molecule: messenger RNA, 1786 nt
Organism: Pleuronectes platessa (European plaice)
Lineage: Eukaryota; Metazoa; Chordata; Actinopteri; Pleuronectiformes; Pleuronectidae
Gene: sult2st3
Product: sulfotransferase family 2, cytosolic sulfotransferase 3
Exons: 6
Coding region: 359-1225 (288 amino acids)
Biological process (GO): sulfation
Cellular component (GO): cytoplasm
Molecular function (GO): sulfotransferase activity
Source: RefSeq, a predicted model, not a curated record
UGCGAGUGAGACGGAGAAAAGGGCGAGAAACAGACCAAAAAAGCGGGGGAAUGGGAUGUAAGAGGGGAAGAAAGUGAUUCUGAAACGGUUCAAUUGUUAAGAUGUGUAGAGAUUUAUUAUCUGUAAAAUUGAUUUUGAAUCAAAUUGAAAUUAUAGCUUUUGCUCCAUUUAAUACAUUUUUCUGAAGUUAAGCCUUUAUUUAGACUUUACAUUUUAGUUGAAAACCUCUGCAAUAGACUGUAAAGAGGGAGACGAGUGCGCAGGGACCGCCCCACAUUGCUUACAGCGUCUCCUUCAGAGUGAUCGUGAAGUGAAGUGUGUCUACUCUGUUGGACUUUGCUUGAUCCCUCGCACCAUAAUGUCCUCUGAAGCGCUGUGCUUGGACUAUCGAGGACUCAGAGUUCCCAAGGAGACUCAUAGCGCAGAGAGCUUGGAGUUUGCGCAGGAAUUCAAGUUUAAAGACGAUGACGUCGUGGCUGUCACGUACCCGAAGUCAGGUACAGUCUGGAUGCAGGAGAUUCUGCCACUGGUGCUUAAUGGUGGCGACCUGGAGCCAAUCCAAACCAUUCCAAACUGGGACAGGGUGCCUUGGCUGGAGGAGAAAAGAUUGUCCAUUGUUGUGGAUCAAUUGAAAUCUCCGCGAGCACUAGUCACUCAUUUUCCUUAUCACCUCAUGCCUGCAUCCUUUCACACCUCCAAAGCCAAGGUGAUCUAUGUUGUCAGGAAUCCAAAGGAUGUCCUGGUGUCUUCAUACUACUUCCACCAGAUGGCAGCAUUCCUCGAGGAUCCAGGAACUUUUGAUGAGUUCAUGGAGAAAUUCCUGCAUGGCAGAGUGAUGUUUGGAAAAUGGACGGACCAUGUGAAGAGCUGGAGACACAAAGAGCUGACAGACAGAAUCAUGUACAUCUCAUAUGAGGAAAUGGUUCAGGACCUGCCUGCGUCUCUCAGGCGUUUAUCUGGUUUCCUGGGCACUAACCUGAGUGAAGACACCAUUCAGAAGAUCGCAGAGCAUUGCACCUUCAAGACCAUGAAGACCAACAUCAUGUCCAACUUCAGCCUGGUCCCAAAGCAAUACAUGGACUCUGACAUAUCUCCAUUCUUCAGGAAAGGUAUUGCUGGAGACUGGAAAAAACAUUUCAGCUCAGAGCAGCUGGCCCGGUUCACAUCAGUCAUUUGCAAAGAGAUGGAGGGUGAGAGCUUCUCUCUGCCGUGGAGUCUGGACUGAGACUGAGAGACGCAGAGGGAGAAAGAGCCAUGUCCAAUACAUAUUUGUAAGAGUAGGAAACUGGUGCUAAUUGGGCCAAAUAUUUUCAAACUUAGGCAGACAGUAAAACUCACUUCAAUGAUGUUUGUACUCUAGUCAUCACCCAGCUUCUCAAACAGGAUUUAAAAGAGCUGCAGAGCCUGUUACUUGGAGAGACCUCCACCACAUUUAAAUAUAUGUCAACUGUUUUAUUGGGUGUGAAAUGUAACAUUUUCCAGGUUAAUAACACAAUUGUUUUGCUUGCCCUGGAUGAGAAUUUAUAUUAAACCGCCAACAAUUUAAUGCUGCUUUAACAGUGAUCAUUUGCAUUCUCCAAUCUGUAAAUAAGCUGGUUAAUGAGCUAUUUUGUUAUAUUUCUGCUUCUUAAUUUUGUUAAAACUAACAACACAACUAUUGUUGACUCCUUGCUAGUUUGCAAAAUGUGACUAUGUUAUGUUAUGCAUGUUUAAGGUACCCGGAGCUCAGCCUGUAGAAACUUUUAAUACACUUUCAUUAAAUUAUCAUGGCUGACAUGAAUUUCUA